Oncorhynchus tshawytscha (Chinook salmon) is the source of this 5263-nucleotide messenger RNA. RefSeq names its product receptor expression-enhancing protein 2. Bases 382 to 1233 code for a protein of 283 amino acids. Gene Ontology annotation, cellular component: endoplasmic reticulum membrane; endoplasmic reticulum tubular network; cytoplasmic microtubule. Gene Ontology annotation, molecular function: taste receptor binding; microtubule binding. The transcript is spliced from 8 exons. The record is from RefSeq and is a predicted model, not a curated record. Gene Ontology annotation, biological process: endoplasmic reticulum tubular network organization. NCBI's taxonomy places the organism in Eukaryota, Metazoa, Chordata, Actinopteri, Salmoniformes, Salmonidae.
UGCACUAUGGGUCAGUUAUCAGUUCUAAAGACGUAUUUUCAUUUUCUAUGCUGUCUGCUGUGUGAUAGACAGUUGAUCGGUGCGUGUAUUAACCCUGCUAGAAUUCAUUGAGGCCAGCAGGUCAAAUAAACAACUAAAAUGAACGAGUCACUCGGAAAAUAGAAUUAUGACUCAAGUCAGUAAAAAGAGUCGUUCAAAAAAGAACGAAUCGUUCGCGAGCUGCACAUCACCACACAGUAGCCUAGCUACCUGUCAGUAACAUAUAGCACAUCAGAACAGCAGCAGGCACUCGUAUCACAACAACACGGUCGUUGGCAGAGGAAUGGGGGGUAGCUAGGUAGUUAGAUUUCCGAGAAUAAGGAAAAACUCACUACAAUCAAGAUGGUGUCGUGGAUUAUCUCCAGGAUGGUAGUCCUGGCCUUCGGGACCCUCUACCCGGCCUACUCCUCAUACAAGGCCGUCAAGACAAAGAAUGUGAAGGAAUAUGUGAAAUGGAUGAUGUACUGGAUAGUGUUUGCAUUAUUCACGACGGUGGAGACCCUCACAGACUUGUUCAUGUCCUGGUUUCCUUUCUACUUUGAGCUGAAGAUAGCCUUUGUGAUCUGGCUCCUGUCUCCAUACACUAAGGGCUCCAGUGUGCUCUACCGCAAGUUUGUCCACCCCACCCUGUCCAAUAAGGAGAAGGAGAUCGAUCAGUACAUCACCCAGGCUAAAGACCGUAGUUAUGAGACUAUGAUGAGGUUUGGAAAGAGAGGUCUGAACUUGGCUGCUACUGCUGCCGUCACCGCAGCUAGCAAGGGCCAGGGUGUGCUGUCGGACAAGCUGCGUAGUUUCAGCAUGCAGGACCUGACUCUGAUCAACGAUGGGGAGGAGAUGGGCCUGCACUCCUCUGACCCCCGCAUGAGGAGAGAUGCCUUGGAUGACAUGGCUACUGGAGCCAACACGCUGCCCCGCGCCAAGACCACACGCCAGACUCGUUCCUCAUCUGCGGCUCCUCAUCUCGACGAAUCAUCGCAACACAGCUCGGACCAAUCAGACACCAGGAGCAUCACCACAGAGCAUUCUGAUGAGGACAUUGUGGAGAAGGUCCCUGUGAAACGCACGCCCAGCGUCAAGGCAAACAAGAAACCCUCCACCGCCAAGACCGAGACUACGACUAAGACGGUGAAAAAGACACCAAAGAAGAAGACAACCACCACAGCUACAGCCAGCAACAACGCUGAGUCACCAUGAUAUCUGUAUCUACUGACCCCAUCUCCACCCUACUGCACACCACUACAGCCAUGUAACAGGCCCUCUCUGUCUCCAGUCCCCCCCCCCACACACACACACACACACACACACAGACCUCUGGAGUGUCACCCUCGCUGGUUAAGCGCAGCUCGCAGGUUUAGUUCUACUGUAGAUGGCCAGCAGGCUUAGUUCUACUGUAGAUGGCCAGCGGGUUUAGUUCUAUUGUAGAUGGCCAGCGGGUUUAGUUCUACUGUAGAUGGCCAGCGGGUUUAGUUCUACUGUAGAUGGCCAGCUUCAUGUCAACUCACAGGUUUAGUUCUACUGUAGAUGGCCAGCGGGUUUAGUUCUACUGUAGAUGGCCAGCGGGUUUAGUUCUACUGUAGAUGGCCAGCGGGUUUAGUUCUACUGUAGAUGGCCAGCUUCAUGUCAACUCACAGGUUUAGUUCUACUGUAGAUGGCCAGCUUCAUGUCAACUCACAGGUUUAGUUCUACUGUAGAUGGCCAGCUUCAUGUCAACUCACAGGUUUAGUUCUACUGUAGAUGGCCAGCGGGUUUAGUUCUACUGUAGAUGGCCAGCGGGUUUAGUUCUACUGUAGAUGGCCAGAUUCAUGUCAACAACACUUGUUUUAUUUAGCCUGCUGCUUACAUUCUAGGUUUUAUAGUCAUUAACCUCAGUGUGUGUGUGUUUCAGUGAUGGCCUGUUAUCUGGACUGAAAAAUAGUUGCUUCCUUCCUCCUGUACAGUUAAUAACCCUCUGUGUUGGGGCCCUCCCAGGCCAUCCAAGGCCCCCACUGGAUUGACUUGACAUAAUCCUCUUGGCCCCCUUGGGAGCAUAGGGCAUCUACCAUGGCUCUCCAUCUCCCUCACUAUGCUAGAGCAUCCAUCACGGCUCUCCACCUCCCUCACUAUGCUAGGGCAUCCAUCACGGCUCUCCACCUCCCCCACUAUGCUAGGGCAUCCAUCACGGCUCUCCACCUCCCUCACUAUGCUAGGGCAUCCAUCACGGCUCUCCAUCUCCCUCACUAUGCUAGGGCUUUGCUGCUUAGCAGGAGAUCCCCACUAGUUUACUGGAGAUGCAUUCUGUAUGGACUUACAUUCCAGUCAGAGUAUGGUAACUCUAUUGGAGGAUAGCUGGGGGCUGCCAUGAAUGGAAAGGUAGACUAAUGGACUAGGCAUGUGUGAAGGAGAGAUAAGGGAGGGAAGAGAGUAGAGAGGGAUGGGCGCCAAAGGAUCAGUGUUGUUGUCCUGGCCUAACUGGCCUCUACUCAACAUGUCCUUACUACAGAGACUACAGUCUCACCAUUGGUUGUAGCAGUAGUCCACAGCGCAGGUCUCUGUCCUUUUUGGGCAGUCUGUCUGACUACAUAGACGGGGUCGUGUGAUCUCUAGAAGGCAGAGGACAUUCUGGGAGUACUUGUCUCUAACAGUGUUAAACCGAUGCCAUGGUUACCCAUAUCAUUCACUCUACUGUAAUGGAGCAGUAGACUGAUGAACACUUGGUCACGCGCCCACAGAGAGAUGAAGAGAUCUGUUUGUUCUUUCUCUCCUCUCCUCCCUCUGUUCUCUCUCUUUCUCUCCUCUCCCUCUGGACAGCUCUACCCUCACUCCGUUCAGCUCAGAACGGUCCCAGGGAAAGACACACAGCUUCAGGCAUCAUUACCUUUUCUGUUUGACUGUGUGUGUGUACGAUGUGCAUGUGUGUGUUUUUGGAACAUGACCAAGCUUCUGUUUUUCCCCUCUGUUUUCCCAACUGCAUAGAGACACAAUGACAGAGGUCUCUGACCACUUAUAACAUAACCAUCCACAAGGUCUUGCACUGCAGCUCAUAGCAUAGCUAAACAGUACAGACAACCAACAGUUAAUUUCACUUUGUCACACUUGUGCUUAGGGUUAUUUUUGUUUACUCUAAAUUGACUGGCUUAUAGGAUGUAAGAGUGGCUUCGUGGUCACCAAGCUAAUGUUAAUGCUCUGUUGAUACCAGGCUACAUUAUGGAUCACCACUAUGGAUCCCUGUCUUGUUUCAAUGUGUUUAUAUUAUCAGAGCUGGCUGUGUCAGGGUGGUGUAGUGCCCUAUUAGGAAGACCUUCAGGUGAACCUGGCUUAGCUAAGUCUGGGUCUUACCUGGGUCAGGUCAUCCCAGUCUGACUAGGCACAUUUCUGAGGGAUCUACUACUAUUGUAUAAUGUAUGACUGUCAAACUAGGGAUUGUGUAAUGUAUGACUGUCACUUCACAGUAUUUUGUCCAGUGUUUUCACUUCUAUUCCUGAAUGGGUUAGCUAUCCAUGACUGACCUCUACUUCUGGGACAGUGUCCACAAAGCACCUUGGGGUAGGAGUGCUGAUCUGGGAUCAGGAACCCACCUUUCCAUAUGAUCUUAUCAAUUAUGGUCUGAAAGGCCAAACUGAUCUGAGAUCAGCCCUUGACUCUGAGACGCUCUAUGUAUACAUGCCCAGAUCUGUGUUAUUCUAGGGUCUGGAUCAUAUCAUUGUUUCUCUGAACCAUAAGGAGAGCAGCUCUGCUAGCAUAUCCUCUUAAUGUGUCAUCUCUGACUGUAGCCUCCUCAAACAUGGUGAAAACUGUCUUACCCUAUUAGAUAGGAUGCUGUGGACAAGUUAUUACAUCUUAGUUGGAUAAGUAAUGCUGUCUCCCAAUAGGGCCUAAAACUGUUGAAGGGAUGUGCUCUGCUAGUGUUUUACUUCAGAAAGACAGACAUUCAUCCAUCCAUAGCAUACUGGUUGGGCAGGCAGGGUACUUAGACUCUGUCAAGGCACCUAAUCAUUGCCCCUUAGAAACUAUUGCCUUGUCAGAAAUCUACCUUCAGACACUUCUUGUCAAUCUCCCUAGGUACUGCUGGUACUCCGGUAGGUUGCAAAGGAUUGCAUGGAUUUAGCUAAAAACGUUGUGAUAAGAACUCCACCUAGCUUCCUUGUAGGGUACGUUGAGUUUCCACCAUGUGCUUCUCUCAAAUCUAGUGUGUGUCUUGGGUUGGAACCUAAGGGGUUGAUUGUGGAUUGGGUGUGUGCUAAGGGGUUGUUUUUUAUGUGACAUGCCCUUGCUUUCGGCAGGGUUUAUUUUGGAGUGCUCUGUAAUUGAAUGCAUGAGACUACUGCAUUUUUGUGUUGUCGUUGUCUGAAUUGUGACACUGAUUUGAACCAGUAGGGGGGGACAUAACCCACACAACCGUUUUAAAACUACUGAAGUGACUGCAAGGGGUACUUCCAUGUACACACUGUAUGAACAUAGUCAUUCUCUGGCUGUAUGAGUUUGCUUGCCUUAUCACUCUGUUCUAGAAUACAGGUUUGUUUUUUCCCGCUUUUUAAAACUAGAUUUAUUUUUUUCUUUCUUUGGAAUUUAAUCUGAAAUCUUAUUAGACAUCAUAUUGCAUUUCCUUAAGAGGCACCUCAGCCCCUCUGUAAGGCCUUAUGCUGUGAAGAGUGCUACUUGUGUUUUUAAUCUCUUCUGAAUUUCUCCUAUCUCAACGAGAGGCAUUUUAAUUGGUCAGUGAUAGCUAAAUAACAAUAACACUUCCUUGUCCCAGUCCUGCAGGACAUUGCUCAGUAGAGAAGGGGAAUUCCUCUGACAUUGUGUUUGGUAACUACCUAACUGAAGUGAUGUUGUCCCAACCUGUCUGUUCUUCCCUUACUAUCAGGCUGGUUACCUUCUCCACAGCAACAUGGCCGUUCCUUUUUUCUAUUCUGUUUUGCUACAGUUUGCACUGAAGAAAAGAUGGCACACACUGUAAACACAUUCUUGCUGUCAUGGCAACACUACUUGACAUUAUUUUAACCAGUGUUCAUAUUAUUUUGUAAUAUUUGUUUAUUUAUUGCUGUGUGUUUGGUAUCAGUGUUAUUGUGUACAGGAACUCUCAUUGUGAGAGAAUAUUCUACAUUAAUAUAUUUUGUGCCAAUUAUCAAUACUCCACUGUUAUAAAGGACAUGAUGUUUCUGUGCUGAGAUAAUGGUAUUUAACAUGGACUCAAUGACAGUCAUAUACCAAUAACAACACUACUAAUAAAGAAAAUAAAUCUUUA